Molecule: messenger RNA, 8075 nt
Organism: Bursaphelenchus okinawaensis
Lineage: Eukaryota; Metazoa; Nematoda; Chromadorea; Rhabditida; Aphelenchoididae
Source: the annotation of a GenBank genome assembly
AUGUUGUAUGUUGUUCAUGGCAAAGUAAUCAACAAAGUGAGACCAUUGUUUUCAGGAAGGUCUCUUCUGGAUUCCUGUUGCCGUUCCCACUUGGAAUUGGAAUCUGAGGACUUCUCAACUGAAUCGGAAGGGUCGGGAGCGCUUCGUUUCCAUUGCCACCCGAUAUGUAAAACGAUGCUUCACACAGAUUUUGAAGGCCUUCUCCUCUUCUUCAUGAAGCUUAGAGCAAACUUGCAAAAGGUUUCGAGGUAUGUUGAAGAAGAACACGCUAAUGACGAACCCGUAAUGGCUUCUAACUUGUGAUUUGCGGCGUGACGUGGGGGAAUCUGUGGCCUCAUUGUCAAGAACUGACUUCCUCUAACUAUUGACAGUUUCGCCUUCGGCCGCGGACGUUUCCCUCAAACCCUUUUCCGUCUUGUGGGCCGCCCAACUAACUCCCGUAGAUUUUCCACGCUUAGUCGUAGUAAGCGUGGCCGCCUGCGCUACGCAAGCUUACUUCUUACUACUAUGUACUACUGGCUUUUAUCUUCUUUUUUCUCUUCUUCGCUCUUCCAUGCUUCUAUAGACAGUUAUUGAAUUCCCUUGCAUGGGUAAAACGAAGGUUUUGCACAUCUACUGUCUAGUAAUCAAACCCUCAAGUAUUGUUUUGUGGGCAUUUAUCGGAUUUUGGUUUGAAAGAUACGUCAUACGGUACAUGUAUAUCACUUACGUGUUCUGAAACUUUUAAUAAUGACACGGUGAUAAUACGCUGUGCUGUGUAUAUAAAGUAAUUGUACUGAGAAGUUAAGACAAUGUCCGUAGGUGUUGAAAUACAAUUAUAACUGACGCUCAUAGCCGAAUACAAUAUAGCUUCUUAGUACUUGCGUGUUUUAAUGUCAGUUAUCUUAAUUCACUUUAACGAAAUGUCUGAAACAGUCUGUGUAUUUCAUGUCUUCCGACCACACUAACUCCAUUUAAUAUUGAUGUUAACAUAUUUAACGUAGCUCUUUUUGUUUUGUACCAGCAAACUUCAUUACAAUUUGUUCCGAGUAAGCCUACAAUUUAGUUUUUUAAUUUUGCCUAACCAACUUGCUCUUUUUGUAUAAAUAUUAUUGUGGAGGCAAGCAGAUGCUUUCUCUCUUUAAUUAAUUAGUUUACGCUUUGGCCUCAGAAGUCAUCAUGACAUUGGCCAUAAUGAGAGACGGAAUCUUAUUGGAUUAACUCUAGUGUUUGUCUAUUCGGUUAAGCACGUAGAUUAGAUUUACAUUUUGUAUUGUAGUAAGGGACUUACAUUUCUGGCAAUACUGGGAAAAUAUUGGAGUUAACGUUGAGGUAAUAAUGUAGUAUAUGGUUCCGUUUAAAAAUAGUUUUGUAUUACGGACCUGAAUUAAAAAGUUUUAUAAAGCCAGGUUGUGUUAACAACUUAUACCUUUAGAAAUAUAAUUUUACAUUUACUUCGUUCAACUUUAUACACUUUUCUUCAUAAGAACCACUUUUUUAAACUAGGGUUACUGUAAUUUUUUUAAUUUGCAUUCUUUUGAUUAGAAAUAACAUGGCUGACGUUUGUUGUGAUAAGGCCGAGUUUUGAAGAAUUUUAUGAAAACACGGCUCAAUUUGAUAGUUGUUUAUAGGAAGGGCGAGACGAAGGGCCUUAGGGGGUUUUCUUUAAGUUCAUGUCAUUGUAAUCGAGUUAUACCAUAACUGUCGCAGUUUUUGUUUAUUUGUCGCAUUAUUUAUAAUGGAUUCGGUGUAAUCAAAAGCCUUCUAUUUAAGGGUUUUGCAUUCAUUAUUCGCAUCCCAUAACUCGCAUUUCAUGGCUAUCUAUCACAUUCGAGUUGUUUUUUGGACAUAUUAUAGUAGACAUGUUAUAAUAGGCAUGAACAACAUGUGGAGAUCGUGUUCUGUAGCACGAUUUUCCGUUGUCCUGUUCUAAUGCACGCUUAUCGUAAUGGGAUCGGUUCGGGCGAUGGGUGGUCCCAAUUGACGUUAAGUAGAUGUACAAAACAUUUCUUUACUUAACCUACUGGUUACGCUUUUAUAUGAAUAUAAAGGACCCAAGGCAAACAUCUGUUAGCAUAUUCAGAUAUAGGAUUUAAUUGGAUUCUUCUUUAUGACAUAACAUUUUGCCAUAUCUCUUUUACGAUGUCUCAGUGUUGUGGCAGGCAAUUACAACAGAUUUAUCGUUGUACUUGUGCCAAUUUGUUAUUAGAGAUUUAUUAUUGUCUCAAUUCAUACUCGAUUUAUUACUGUCCGCUUGGCAGUAAGUCAUGCAUUACUCUUUAUAGAAUGCAUUUUGAAGAACCUAAACAAUAAAAAGUACAUUAAGCUUUAAGUUGAGUACUUAAGCCCCGAGGAACUGUAACUUAGGAAGUUCGUAAUUUCAUUUCGGCCCAAACUUGGAUCAGCCCAAACUCUUUUUAUUGCACUCAAAGAUUUGUCGAAUUAGGCCGGGCGGGGAGAUGUUGCAGGAGGGCUGAUGAGUAAAAUAGAGUCAAUUAUCCCUUUGAGUUGGGCAUUCAAGUUCUGUGUGGAGAAAGACGGAGAGCGUUAGCGUGUGAAUGUCCCCACGGAAGACGGCGCCGCUUUACUUUCGAUGAACGUAGUCGCUGACAUGGCCUGACAUAAGUCGCCAAUCAUCAUCAGAUGGACUACGUUUGUGUUUCAGCGGUCUGCUGGCGAUGACAGGCCGAGUGCUUUACUCUGGCCUGCUUGGAUUCGGUCUUUUUGUGUAUGUAUAUUAACGUUUUUAAAGGGGGUGUAUUAUAAUAAGCUUUUUAAGGUACGUUAACGUUAAGGAAGGUCCAACUUGACCAAACUGCGCUUCUUGACCGUCUUUAAUGGCACGUCUAGUUCAAUAAUUAUAAAGUCCACGAGGGUUUUCGCCCUCGGAUUCCAAGUUUAAUUAGCUCUGUUUGGUCACUUUAGGAACACGUCGGCCUCGCUCCAUAUUAUAAAUCUGGGCAUAUUUGUCGAAAGUUGUGUUUUCCUUGCGCCUAAAAUUGUUUUCAUAUUUCGGUUUCAAGAACUGGCCAAACCACCCGGAUACGAAUAAUGAGACGGGCUGUAUGUUUUUUACCCAGCCCUUAUACCUGAUUGUGCGAUAGACCUGUCCGAAGACGCCUCUAAUUGGACCCAAGCCAAAACAACCCCACGUCAGUCGUGCCAACUUUAAUACAAUUUAGGGAGACAAUAACGGUCGAGGCGCGCUUUUAAUAUGUGAGUCAUGACAUUUCAUUGUCGUCCCCGUCUUAAGCACAAAACAACCCCACAACAGCCCAGAGUGGCGGAGAGGAGAAGUACAGGUAAUUGGAGCAGGCCGCCGCCCGAUUCCGGCCAUCUUAAUUCUUGCCUCCGGUUCUGUCGACUCCCAUUGGGACCCACCGAGCGUUCUGGAAUUUUUUGUGUUCAUUUACGUAUACUCGAGCCGAUCCCGACUAAUGUAUAGUAGCAUCAGACAAGAGAUAGUAACAGAGGGAGGAAAAUAGUAUCAGAAGGGAGACCCGGAUAGUAUCAGCAGAGGGAUAAACAAGCUCCUAUAUUCAUGUCUUAUUGUCUGUACAUAUGAUUAAUUAGGCCUUUAUAUAACGUUGACACAGUUGAUGUCUACAAUAUUUGCAAUUCCGUGGCGCUAGUCGUGUCUUGCGUGGUGUUGAUUGGCAAAAUACCUUUUUGCUAACGGUGGGAACGUUGGAAAGCGUGCUAUUAUUAAGACCAUAAACUUCUUGGUGAAUAUAGUUUUGAAUACCUGGGUUUGUGUUGAAUAUGUGUUUAAUACUGGUUUGCAAGCGUUAAAAAUGUCAAGAUUUGCUUUGUGACAAUAUUAAUAUUGACUAAAAAUACUCUUGCUUGUGCAGUAAUUGUAUUUUCUCACAAGUAAUCGUAUUAACGUAGUAAUAACUUGACAACUUGUGGAUGAUGUGGUUAUGUACUCGCUUAUGUCGUACGCAGGUGUCUCUCGGCUUGCAGAAGCCGGCUGGCUGUAGAGUCACUAAACCGGGUUUCAGCUCGAACGCGUCCGACCGAGGCGGAAUUGGCAACUUUAAGUCAAACUUCCGGCCGUGUUAGCCCUUAGGGCCGAAGAGGGGGUCUGUUUUUCGUGAUUCAAGCUUCCUCUUGUUGCUGCUGUGAGCGCGGGAUUCUGCUUCGUGGUGGGGCCGGAUUAACAGCUUUUUGCCUUUAUUAUUUUGCGAUGUCACAGUUUGUUUCGGAAACUCAUUAUCAAUGACGGAUGGUUUGUUUUCGGCAUACUUAGGCGGCCAGGUCACAAAUAAAUUCUCUUAUGAGCCGAACAUUUGCUGACUUUUUGGCGGGCGGGGCGAAAGGUGCAAAGGCGAGGGGCUAAGCGACUGUCUUUUCGGCCAUAUGGCAAUCGAGAUUGUCGGAUACGUGUUGCGCGUUUUUAUGGAUUUGUGUUGCGGAGCGAUUGAAAUUAGGUUUUGGACAUUGUUUUAUGUUUUGAUAGUGCCACUUUCCCAGCGACGUCACCUUUUUUGGAAUAAGUAACGUUUAAUCCCGCUAAUCUCUUCUCGAAAUACCACAAAUUAUCACGGUGAGAAGAGCGCCGUACCAAACAAGAACGAGCACGUUUCAGUUCGGCACAUCUGCUUGUAUUUUCACAUGUGCAUUAAUUAAUCUUAAACAUAUAGAAGAUGCUCCAUUUACAUUUUUGGGUUUGUCGGCAAGAGUGUUGUUUCAUAAAUUACUUUUGCGAGAAUUUAAUACGUUUAUCUUGCCAUUUCUUAUCGUUGUUUCAGCCCCAUCCAAUGUUACGGCGGUAACGGACACGAGGAACACGCUGCGAUGCCCAACUCCAGCGACCAGUUGCUGGUGCUGUUCAAAGACGUAGUGGUGUUGCCACGGCAGAUGGAAGUGGCACCGGCGUCGGACGAAGGCUUCGGCCUGUGGGAGAGCAUCGGGAUCGGGUCCGUCUUGCUGAUUCUGAUCCUGUUCUGCGUCGUCGGCAACUUCUUUGUCAUCAUGGCCAUCGUGCUGGAACGUGAUCUUCGCUCUCGACCCCAGUACUAUCUCAUCUUCUCGCUGGCUUGUGCCGAUCUUCUGGUGGGCUUGGUAGUCACACCCCUUGGGGCUUGGGCCACCAUCCGACAAGCUUGGCACCUUGGAGUGACGUUGUGCGACUUCUGGAUCAGCGUGGACGUCCUUGUUUGCACGGCGUCGAUUCUUCAUUUAGUAGCGAUCGCUCUUGACAGGUGGGUGAGGUGGUAAAAAGGGUGAGAUCCUGAACAAAUAUUAAUACUCUCGGGCCAUCAAACUUGUGACGUUAGUGUCUGUUUGAUGGAAAAGAAAUUAUUCCAUUGUUUCAGCAGAAAAUAAUAUAACACUCAGAAAGCACGGUCAUCAAAUUUACUUAAAUUGUCUGGGAAACUCUCAGGUUUCGCUGAGCAAAUACCAAUAUGUUGUACUUAAUUGUAUUAAAUUUGCACAAGUUAUUCGGCUACAGUUUUGUUUUGGCAAAACAAAUGUUUUUAAUGGCAGCCGGCUGCCUAUAAGAAAUCGAAUACAAAGUAGAGCCGACUUGUAACAAAGUAGUGACAAAUUGUAUUACAGAUUUAAAUUUUAUUAGUGUGAUUCAUGCAUAAGUAGUGGCAAUCGUAUUACAAGGAUUUGCACCCAAAAAGCGGCGUAUAUCAAUAGAUUGAUACAAAUUUGAAAAGUGAUGACAUAAAAUGAAUCAAAAACAGUUAUAGUUGUAAAAAUUAUCACUAAAAAUUUGUAUUUCAGAUACUGGAGCGUCACGGACAUCUACUACGUGCAGAAUCGCACCCCCAAGCGUAUCUUCUUCAUGUUGUUGACUAUAUGGGUAGUGUCGUUGUUAAUAUCGUUAGCCCCGAUAUUCGGCUGGAAAGAUGCCCAGUUUGUGACACGAGUUCAAGAAGAACAUGUCUGUUUGAUAUCACAACAAAUCAGUUAUCAGGCAAGUCAUAAACAACCCUCCGAAACUGAUUGUGUUAACAGAUUAAUUAAUUAUUUUAUCGAUAGUAUCAGGCUUCCAUAUAUCUUCAUAGGGAAGUAUAAAGAUAAUCAUAGUAAAUUGUUAUGAACAUAGUUUAUAUUAUUGUUUCUUUUUAGGUGUUUAGCACGGCAACUGCCUUCUACAUUCCAUUGUGUGCCAUCAUCGUGGUCUACUACAAGAUCAUGAGAGCGGCUAAGAAGAGAUUCCGACGUGAUCGUGACAGGAAGACGAUUCACAGAAAUGUAGAAGAUCGUACAAAACUCAGACGGAACAGCCAAGACGACGACCAGAUGAGGAUAAUUGUAAGUUAACGUUCUGUUAUAAGUCACCGCAACUUUAUUUCAAAACGAAUAUUAAUGAUACUGUGGUAUUUGAUGCAUAGUUUGUUGCCGAGCUUAGGUCUUAGAGUCAAUAAUAAGACAAGCUUUGUGAGGAUCAUUGGGAGUAACUCUUUUAGUAUUAAUACUGUUAGGUAUUAAUCUUUCUCAGCACUAAAUCAGUCUUGUUAUUAAUGCUAAAUUCACAUCGUACGCAUGUCUUGUUGUUACUCACGCUUUGAUUUGCAUUUGUGAUGAUAAUUACUGAUCUAUUUAUGCAGUCGCCCAUUCCCACGGCCGUUCUCGUGCCUCAGGACAUUUCGUACUCGACCAAAGCUGUAAGUAAUGAAAAUGGUCAUGUGCGGAUUAAAGUAAGUCCUACGGUAAAACCAGACUAUUUGCAGGUGAAAUACGAGAGCAACACCAACUCGGAUGACAACGACGACGAGCGGACGCCGAUGCAGGUCAGCGAGAACAGCCACUACGGGAACAAGCUCGAGAACGGGAACGGUAAGUGGGCCAGGACGAUGCUAAUCAACUUACUCACUCUCCUAUUUACAUACAUCCCCAUUGCAGGCCGCCAUAAAGGGUUCAAUAAACGCAACUCGAGUAGGGGGAACCGUCGCAAGAAGCGGAUAAAGGAGAGCGUCGAGACUCGUCGAGAGCGAAAGGCCUGGAGGACUUUGGCCAUCAUCACGGGUACGUUUGUGGCCUGUUGGACGCCCUUCUUCCUGGUCUCCCUGUACCGGCCGAUCUGUAACUGCAAGAUCCCUGUUGCCGUGGAGUCUAUCACAUCGUGGCUGGGUAGGUUUUUCAAUUAUAUCACAAAGUUUUAAGUUUAAAAGUUUAUUUUUAUAGUUUUUCUAGGCUUAAGAUUUAAAUAUUUUUCUAUAUUAUACAGUCCUAAACAUUAAUUGAAUUUAAAUUUGCAAAUUUAUAGCAUUUGAGUCGAAAGAUUAACAUUUGCAAUGUUAUAGUAGUCUGUAAACUCCCAUUAAUGAUAUUGUGGUAUUAUAUUGAGGAAGUAUUGUCAUGUUAUUCGCUUAUACUUUAAUUUACUUUAUGUAGCGAUACCAACUACCUGAUAUUGACUAUCAAUAUUGUUAUUUGCUAACGACAUCAUAAUAGUCAUCUAUAUUAAAAAAUGACAUUAUCACCUUAAACCGGGUCUAAAUCAAUAUCAUAAAUUACACACCUCUGUUAUAUAUCAUAAAUUAGGCUUUUAUCUGUUCGUUUAACAACACAUGCAUUAUCAUCAAUAUCACUAUAUUAUCCAUGAUAUAUUGGUACCAUAACGUAUCAGUUUAAGUAGCUCAUCGCAUGUAUCAAUAUCAUAAUUGGAUACUUAAAUUGAUGUUAUGGUGGGGGUCUCUGAGUGUUUUUGUUAUUAAGAGUUGUUGUUAUCAUCUUGUUGACAUCUUCACACAUGAGAAGGGUUUCUGUUACAAGGUCUGGCUGCCGUAAUAUCGAGAUGUCCCAUAUAUUAUCCUUGUUUUUGCUGGAAUUUGAAAAGAAUAAGAGAAACAUAGCUUGGUAUUAAACAUGGACUACCUAAAGACCAUAGACUAACGUAAUGUCAAUUACUAGUUUUAUAUGAGUAAUACCACGGUUACUAACACUGAGAACCAAAUGACUUGAAAAAUCAAAAGCCGAACCAAAGAUAAUAUUCGAACACUAUGAUAAAAGGCAUGUCUUCAGGCUACCUGAACUCGGCGAUCAACCCCAUCAUCUACACGGUGUUCUCCACCGACUUCCGGAUGGCCUUCCAACGAAUCAUCAAGAGGAUCUGCUUCCUCAACGAGUUCUGA